AGAUGAACAGUUUUACAAACAUGCUAUACAGUAAAAAAUAAUAAACAUUAAACACAAACAUAAUAAACAAAUACAGUGAGUCACGUAACUCAACCCAGUGGCUGUUGGUAUUGUUCUGCAUGAUUUAUGAGGCAAAGCUACAAAUUCCCAAUUGGCAGAUGACCGUUGCCUGUACAGCCAGUGACAUAGCAGAGACGACUCAGCUGAUUUGGUUUAGUUGUUAGCAACUGUGCUAAUCUUAAUGACUCAAGCUGCUCCUGUCUGAGUGGAAAAAUACAGCACGGAAGUGGUAUACCUUGAACCUUUGUCAGAGCCAAAACUUUUUCUAGUGAGACCGCAUGGUGUGCAGACCAAUCCGACAAUAAUUAGGUCAUAGAGGAGCCAAAAGGAAACCAUAGUUACUUUGUUUCUCACUCUGGCUCUGCUCAUGACAUGUUGUUUGUGUAGAGAUCCCGCGGUGUACCCAGCUGAGAGGAAUACUGAUCAGUUUGUUGUUGCUGUAGGCAACUCUUGGGGGAGGGGGCUUUGUGAUGGAGGGAGAAUUCCUCAAAGGAAACAGCCUUGAGGUGCCUGAUCAGGAUAACAGUCUAGUGAAGAAGACUCAGUUGUUGGACCGUGGCCAGUGGGCGAACAAGUUGGAGUUCCUGCUGGCUGUGGCAGGAACCCUGGUUGGACUGGGAAACCUCUGGAGGUUCCCUUAUUUGUGCUACAAAAAUGGGGGAGGUGCAUUUCUGGUUCCCUAUGUCCUAUUUCUUCUCUCCUGUGGUAUUCCAAUGUUCCUCCUGGAGACAGCGAUGGGGCAGUUCACAUCUCAAGGAUGCAUUACUUGCUGGAGGCAUUUCUGCCCCUUGUUUGAAGGGAUCGGUUACGCCACCCAGGUAGUGAUUGCAUAUGCUGCAGUAUCAUACAUCGUCAUCCAGGCCUGGGCAUUCUUCUACCUCUUCUCGUCUUUCAGCGCUGAGGUCCCGUGGGCCAGCUGCAGGAACACCUGGAACACAGAAUACUGCGUUGAAUUUGAUAAAACAAAUGUGUCGUCCAAUUGGACAGCAGGUGCAAACGCAACAACGCCUGCAACAGAAUUCUGGGAGAGACGAGUACUGGGUAUAUCUAAAGGGAUUGAGGAGAUUGGUAGCCUGAGGUGGGAGUUGGCCUUGUGUCUCUUACUGGCUUGGAUCCUGUGCUACUUCUGUGUGUGGAAAGGAGUGAGAUCCACUGGAAAGGUAGUUUACUUUACAGCCACUUUCCCCUACGUGAUGUUGGUGGUUCUGUUGGCUCGUGGACUCACUUUACCGGGAGCUAUGGAUGGCUUAGCUUUCUACCUUUAUCCUGACCCGACAAGGUUGGUGGACCCUCAAGUUUGGAUGGACGCAGGGGCACAAGUCCUUUUCUCUUUUGGGAUUUGUCAGGGGAGUUUGACAGCUCUAGGCAGUUACAAUCAGUAUAACAAUGAUUGUUACAAGGACACAUUUGUUCUGUGUUUGGUGAAUGGCGGGUCAAGCUUCGUGGCAGGGUUUGCUAUCUUUUCAGUUUUGGGGUUCAUGUCCUAUGAACAAGGACUGCCAAUAUCUGAAGUGGCCGCAUCCGGUCCUGGUUUGGCAUUUAUUGCCUAUCCACGGGCAGUAGCCAUGAUGCCUUUACCUCAGUUGUGGGCUAUAUGCUUCUUCAUCAUGGUAAUCCUGUUGGGUGCCGACACACAGUUUGUGAGUCUGGAGUGCCUGAUGACCUCCGUGACGGACAUGUUCCCCACUGUUUUUCGGAGAGCUUAUCGUCGAGAAUUGCUGCUGCUUUGUCUCUGCUCCAUCUGUUUCUUUCUUGGUCUCCUUCUUGUCACAGAGGGGGGCUUGUAUUUCCUUCAACUGUUCGACCAUUAUGUUUGUAGCGGCAACAAUCUUCUCCUUCUUUCAGUGUGUCAGUCGAUAGCAAUGGGAUGGAUAUAUGGUGCAGAUCGUCUGUUUGACAACAUUGAAGACAUGAUAGGUUACCGACCGGGGCCACUAAUGAAGUUCUGCUGGCUUUACAUUACCCCUGGUGUUUGUCUGGGUACCUUCAUCUUUUCAGUGGUGAAAUACAAGCCUCUCAAGUUCAACAAAACCUAUGUCUACCCAACCUGGGCUUAUGCUUUGGGCUGGUUCCUUGGACUGUUCUGUGUUCUGCUGGUACCUCUGUGGAUCAUCUUUAAAGUUACUCAGAUGAAAGGAACGAUAUGGCAGAACCUUAAUCAGCUUUGCCGCCCUGAAAUCAAGACGCACAACAACGCAGCAAAGCAACCUGAGCAAUGCCCUUUGAACCCCGACAACACUCUUUCUCCUGCUGCCAGUGAAUACAAGGGAAGUGGUGGAGUUGAGAUGGAGAUGCAAGUCUGAGAAGCUGAACAUUUCUAAGAUUUUUUUAUGUCUUUUUGUGUAGUUUUUAACUCCAGUUUUACAAGUUAAGCAUCUUUAAGAAAUUAUGAUGAGCAAUAAAUUCUUCCAGCUCUAUUAAGUUACCAAAUCAGGUCAGCAAAGUGCACAAUAGACAGACUUGUUGUGAAAUGCCUCUGCUGUAGACCUACAAUGAUUUGGUAAACACACAGUAUUGAGAGGAGUAAUGCAUUUUAAUAGGUAUAGUAAGUUAAAUCAACAUUUCCAUGUGUCAUAUGUCAGCUCCAAAAAGGAUCAUGAACUGCCAAUCUUGAUAUUCACUGUCCAUUAAAAUCCCAAUCCCAUCCCCCAAAAAACAACAAAACAAAACAAUUUUUUUUAACAAUCCCCGGCUCCAAAUGGAGUGGCAGCUCAUGUAUAGAUACAUUGCAGAAGGUCUUUAUAAGUGGAUGAUGUUGCCUUUUUUAUUUGUGGAUAUAAGCUUGAAAUAUAUAUUUGAAAUGGUUUGCCUUAUACAAGCUUUGCAGCUACAUGUCCAGCUGCAGGGCAGAUUUAAAUUUCUAUUUUCUGGCUCUAUUAGCUAUCUAUAUAAUAUAUUUACUUUGUGUUACAUUUAUUUACCAACACAUAUGUUACUAUAUUAAGCUAUAAUGUGUUGUAGCACAGUGGGGGCCAUAAACCUGAGUCUGUUAUCAAGACCAACAAACAAACUACUGCUGGCAGUACAUACCGUACAUCAUAUUAUGCUGUGUCAGCACAGCCAUCACUUCUCAUUCAGUGAUGUGGUUUAUUUACAAGAAUUCACACUCACAGUUUAUCACAUGAAGGAAUAUUCUGAGUGGUUUCACUGUGCACAAACAUUCUGCUUAAAAACACAACAGACUUAAUGCUAGUAAUACUGUUUUUUCUGAGCUAAGUUCUGACAUGGCACUGUGGUUGUUAGCCCUUGAUUAAUGAUUGCUCUGCUUAGUAAGUGGUUACUGCCAGGUUGAGUGGCAAAGUGAGGCUGAUUUCAAGCAUUUAAGCCCCUUUCUGGAUGGAGAAUGUGAGAUGAUGAUCUCUUUGAAUCACCACAAAAUCCAGUUGAAAAGUAAAAUGUAAAAAGUCAAAAAGCUAAAAAACUACUACAACAAGCUCGAAAUUCUGUUGAUAGCACUGCUACAGAUUACACUUUGCAGCACCAAAUUAAUACAUGCACCAGUUUUAAUCACUUCACCUUCAGAUUCUGGAUAUAUUUUGGAUGAAUUAAAGAACUAUAGCGCAGGGUUUCGACCCUGAUUGUAACAGUGAAGCAUUCAGAACUUGCUACGGUUCUGAUUAGAGCCUUUGGCAAGCUUCCUCUACAUUGCAACAACUGUUGAUGUUUAUGAAUACUGUAGUGCUUGAGAAAUUGGCCAUACCAAACUUAAAAAUAAUUCUUGGAGAUGAAGUUGAAAUAUUUGUAACUGACUGCCUUAACCCUAGUAUUAGGAAAUUACCCUGACCACAGUGUGUCUAUGGUGAGGAACAUUAAAGUUAUCAAAAAAAUUCAAUGUGAAUUUAAAAUGUGGAAAUGCAUCUGGAACUUGCAGCUCUGCCCAAAAUGUAUGAUUUGACAGAUGUUUUAGUGAAUGCUGUGCAAACAAAACACACAACACACAAUUAUUGGUAGUGGAUUCAGACUUUUGGACCCCAGACAUAAUAUGUAUUAUGGCAAUGUAAGAAAUUAAGUCUAAAAGUCUUAAUUGUUACAACAUUGCACCUGAAGCACAAAUCCAUGUACUGUAAUAACUACAAUAAUAUAUAGUAUAUAGUAUAGUAUUUAAGAACUAUAUGCAGUGCAACAGCUUGCACUGAGUUUGGAGUGUCAAUGGACUUAUACUGUUUUAACCUUCCUAUUGUCUUCCCAUCGACCAUGCAACUUUUGCCCUCCCGGGUCAAUUUUGACCCUGUCUGGUUUGACUGUUUAUAAAGCAUAAAUCAUAAAUUAUCAUCCAGUUCUGUGUUACACCUUUUUAGCCAUCUCCAUUCCAACUCAUUACCACAAGUUUUACACUUAUUUUUGUAAUUUAUGGUCAAUAGACCCCAUUUACAUGAAAUUAUACCUCGUUUUUCAGUAAAAAAAAAAAAAAAAACAGCAGAAAUUAUGAAUUACUCUAAGUAUAGUUGAGAUCAGAGGAAAA
Messenger RNA from Thunnus maccoyii (southern bluefin tuna), 4522 nucleotides. RefSeq names its product sodium- and chloride-dependent GABA transporter 2-like. The record is from RefSeq and is a predicted model, not a curated record. Gene Ontology annotation, biological process: sodium ion transmembrane transport. Gene Ontology annotation, cellular component: membrane. The transcript is spliced from 15 exons. The coding region runs from base 531 to 2363 and encodes 610 amino acids. Lineage: Eukaryota; Metazoa; Chordata; Actinopteri; Scombriformes; Scombridae.